Messenger RNA from Verticillium alfalfae VaMs.102, 2457 nucleotides. RefSeq names its product thermostable beta-glucosidase B. The record is from RefSeq and is a predicted model, not a curated record. Bases 1 to 2457 code for a protein of 818 amino acids. Gene Ontology annotation, molecular function: beta-glucosidase activity. The transcript is spliced from 3 exons. Gene Ontology annotation, biological process: glucan catabolic process. Lineage: Eukaryota; Fungi; Ascomycota; Sordariomycetes; Glomerellales; Plectosphaerellaceae.
AUGGGCCGCUAUAUUUCGCAGCUGGACGUUGAGACUGUCCUCACGACCCUGACGAUCGACGAGAAAAUUACACUGCUUGCGGGCAAGAGCUUCUCCGAAUCAGCAGACAUUCCCUUAAAAUGCAUCUCGUCCAUCAAAUCCGUCGAUGGGCCCAAUGGCGUCCGUUCAGCGGCCACGGAUGAGUUGAUACGCUCGGCCUGCUUCCCAGCUGGCUGCUCUCUCGCUGCGACCUUCGACCCCCUCAUCGCGCGCCGGACUGGUCGCGCCCUCGCCGCUGAAGCCAGAGGCAAGCGUGCUCAUGUCCUGCUCGGCCCGACAGUCUGCAUCCACCGCCAUCCACUUGGCGGCCGCAACUUCGAGUCCUUCAGCGAGGACCCCUUUCUCGCUGGAAAAAUGGCGUCACAGUACAUUCUCGGCCUGCAGGAGCGCGGUGUUGGCGCCACCAUCAAGCAUUUUGUCGCCAACGAACAGGAGACCAAGAGGACCACUGUCGACGAGACCAUCAGCGAGCGCACGCUCAGGGAGAUCUACCUCAAACCCUUCGAGAUUGCCGUCAGGGAAGCAAAGCCCUGGGCCGUCAUGACUGCGUAUAAUCACGUCAACGGACAGCACUGUGAUAAUCACGAGUGGCUGCUGAAAACGGUGCUGCGCGGCGAGUGGGGAUGGAAAGGGCUUGUCAUGAGUGACUGGGGCGGCACAAACUCCGUGGCUGCGGCGCUUAAUGCUGGCCUAGACCUUGAAAUGCCUGGACCGCCGAGGAUACGAAAACUGCAAGCCGUGAAGGAUGCAGUGGCGAAGGGGGCAGACGAGUCAGACCCUCAAGAGCUGGGCGUGUCGACAGACAAGCCCAAGAUGAGAUCAACCAUACGAGAGUCUGGUGCUAGAGGGAUGGUGCUUCUGAAGAACGAUGGCGUUCUGCCUCUGAAAAAGGAGGAACUUAAGGGCAAGAGAGUCGCGCUCAUCGGCUUUGCCAAGGACGCCCUCGCGCACGGAGGUGGCAGCGCCGCUGUCAACGCCUACUACAAGGUGACGCCUUGGGACGGCUUGCGUGCCGCCCUCGGUGACGGUGUCGAGUUCUCUUUUGCGCAAGGAGCCCACCGCGAACGUCUCUUGGCACCGAUCAACAAGGACGGCAGCAGCGGCGCGGUUUCCGGCCUCGAUGGACAACCAGGCUUCACGCGUCUGCUGUUUGAAGACGGCAGGUCAGAACCCUCAAAGACGAGUCACGGCCAGACCCUGUCAGCGUAUUCGCCCCUCGGUUCCCAAGAGUCGCUGUGGCGGGCCCUAGAGAUCGUUGCCGACUUUACGCCCCUUGAGUCAGGUUCACACUACAUCGCCUGCUCUGGCCUGGGUCCGACACAGGUUUAUGUCGAUAACAAGCUCAUCUGGGAGCAGACGGGUAAUUCAAGCGACCCCAUGGGCUCCCUUUUCCUGGCAGCCCCCGAGCAAGAGUUCCGGCAUCAUUUCGAAGGCGGCAGGAAACAUCGACUCCGUAUCAGGAGUGACCCUCCUCGCAAGAUUGGCCUCGAGAUCCUCGAAGGCCGCAGCGGCGUCCGCGUCGGCUUCUCCCUCGAGUCAGUCCAUGACGCCGACCUCCAGGCCGAAGCUGUGAGAAUCGCUCAGGCAGCCGACCUGGCAGUUGUCUUCACGGGUCACGAUCCCCAGUGGGAAACUGAAGGCCGUGACCAAGAUUCCUUCAACUUGCCACGUGGGCAGAAUGAACUCAUCGCCGCUGUGACCGCGGCGAAUCGCAACACGGUCGUCGUCAACUCGACAGGCGUCGCCGUGGCCAUGCCUUGGCUAGACCAAGUGCGAGGACUCGUGCAAGCAUGGUUCCCAGGCCAGGAGUGUGGCAACUCGAUCGCCGACGUGCUCACUGGUGCUGUCAAUCCCGAGGGCCGUCUGCCUGUGACGUUCCCCCGGAAGAUCGAGGAUGCGCCGGCGCAUGGAAACUUCCCCGGCGAGUACGUCGAUGGGCAGCUGAAGGUGACAUACGAAGAAGGUGUUUUUGUGGGAUACCGCCACUUUGACCGCCUUACGAAGGACAAGGUCAAUUUCCCCUUUGGCCACGGUCUCUCGUAUACGAGUUUUGAGUAUGACGCGAUGGAAGUGGCCAAGACGCCGCAUGACAACGAUAGCUAUGCCGUCAGAGUUGGUGUCAAGAACAUUGGAAGGGUCGAGGGUGCCACGCUGGUGCAGGUCUACGCUGGCAGAGUGCAGGCUUCGACCGACACGCCCAUCAAGGCUCUGGCUGGAUUCCAGAAGGUGCGUCUUCAGCCUGGUGAGGUGAAGAGAACCGAGAUUUUUGUCUCAGUCAAGGACUUUGCGUCGUUUGAUGAGGCCUCGAAGCAAUGGGUGAUUCAAGGUGGUGAAUACGCCAUUUCGCUAGGCGAGACUGCAGCGGAUAUCCUGCAGACCACUGUUGUGCUACUAAAGGCAAAACAGUGGAAGCCAUGA